AUGCAAAAUCCUUUGCACCAGUGCGGUUCAGACCGUGACUACAUCGAGAAUAUGAUUUCCGAGAUUUGCGACGUCGGUUUUCCCGGAGUAACCGAGGCGACAAGCCUGUUCUGGAUCGCCGCCGACGACGAAUUAUGGAAACGGUUCUAUGAAACGUCUGUGUUAAACGCGGUGCUCAAUAUGAGAUUUUCAGAAUGGAGAAAAGAUUUAGUGGUGCGAGGUGAACACACGAGGCAGGAACUUGUGGCGGCGGACGAAAAUCUGUCCAAGGCCGCUGACUCUCUGCUUAAAGAACAAAUUUCACAGCAAGAAGAAAUGGCAGCGAUAGAUGAUCGGGCUUCAACGAGUUUAAAUUACCGGCUGGCGAAAAACAAACUGGAUAACGUGGACGAUUACAACAUUGAAUCGAUGAGAAAAAUUAUAAAUAAACUGGCCGCCGACUUUAAUUAUAAAUACCCCAACGUAUUGGAGGUAUCAGAUAGAGCUCGUGAUAACGGGAUCGAAUACCUGUCGGAAAGUUGCAUACGACGGAUUAUACGUGCGUAUGAUUUAAAAUAUGAAAUGUUCUACCCCGUAUAUAAAUCCAAAUUUGAGCACCGCGACACCAUUGUUUUGCGGUCGAAGUUCUUGAAUCGGAUGUGUGCGACGAAUGACCUUCGUCCAAUAAUAUACAUUGACGAGGCGUUUAUUAAUCAAAAUCUCUCCUCCGCGAAUUCGCCUGAAAUCAUACCGAAAAUAAACAGUAUUACUAAGGUUCCCGAAUUCGGCAGGCUCAUUGUGUUUCUCGCUGUUUCCAAUAAAACCGGGGUCGUGUCCAAACAUAUCUUCCGACCGAGUGGGGGCACGGCAGAAUAUUACCGUUCUCAAAUUACUAAUUUCCGUUUUAAACAUUGGUUCGUCAACCUGUUGAAUAAGCUCCCCGAAUCGUCCGUCAUAGUAAUGGACAAUUCACCUUAUCGGUCGUCCCUCUGUGAUGAUAAACCGUUAAGUGGAGUCGCUGACCUCGCUGCACUUCGCAGAUGGUUACGAAAGGAGGGAACUGAAUAUACCGUUGAACAAGUUUCGUGGAGAUACGAAUUGGACACGAUAGCUGGGAAAAUGGAGCACGAAGUCGUACGACUCCCGAGAUUCCAUCCCGAUUAUAGCCCGGUACAAACCCUGUGGAACAAAGUUAAGAUCGAGGUAAGCCAUGAAAAUCAAACGGGUGAUAUGGAAAAUUUACGCGUAAUCGUCAACCGAGCGAUCAUGAAUAUUGGCACUGAAAUGUGGCAGCAAUGUACGCAAGAACUGACAGAAAAGUUUUUCAAUGAUUUUCUAACAGAAUCUAUGUAA
Molecule: messenger RNA, 1332 nt
Organism: Cinara cedri
Lineage: Eukaryota; Metazoa; Arthropoda; Insecta; Hemiptera; Aphididae
Source: the annotation of a GenBank genome assembly